CGAGUACCAGAAAACAAUAAUUAAUGUCGCAAUUUCAAGAUUUUAUUAAUUGAAAUGAAAGAGCUUUUGCUAUUAUAAUCGUGACGUGAGGUGUUAGGAUCUUAAUCGUAUGGAGACACUUAUUUCUGUAGUUAUGAUACUUUAUCCUUGAGGGACCCUAUGACAGGCCUGACACAUUGCUUCGAUAACACGACAGGAUGAGAAAGAGGAACAGGGAGCCAUUUUAAGAAGGAAUGCCUCCCACUCUGGUUUCACUGCGAGAGACGAUGAUGAUGUAGCAGAUGCCUGGUCUAGUGUGGAGCCAGUCCGUCUGCCGGCCGACUGCCCUCCUGGAGGCUUGAGAACAUCCGAUCCUCCUGUGGAGAGAGAGAGAGUGAGACCAAAGAUAAUCGGUGGGUUCCGGCCCGUACUUCCAGACCACUUUGGUGACCGUGAGAGAGAUGUAACACAAUGUCAUCAGCCCGACGGGGACACAGCAACUGUAGCUCCCACGGCCCACAGAAAUAUCUCACCGGCCUUUAGAGAGCACGACCGCAUGUGUCUUCGAGUCCAACACUGAGCUAAAGCCGGUGUGAAUUCCUUAACGUAUGCUCAAAUAUACACCAAUGAACUCUACAGCUGCUCUUUAAAGGAUUUACAUCAUAGAAGAGAGUGCAAAGCAGUGAGCUCACAUCUUCUAUAAGCAUCCCAUGUUAACGGAUGCAAUCCAUCAAGGCAUUGGGACCAAAAUGUUUCUGGAUGUUAUGGGGUGUUACUGGUGAAAAACACAAACCUGUGAAAAGAUGCCUCCAUGCACUGUUCUGAGGGUUUACCACAUUUUGCUGUUGGCAUUAUGCAUUUUUGCUAGUGAAGACUUUGACUGGACCAGAAAUGAAAAGGGCUCAUUUACCUUUGGAACAUUUCCUUCAGGAUUCUCUUGGGGUGCUGGGAGCUCAGCAUAUCAAACAGAAGGAGCAUGGGACAAAGAUGGAAAAGGAAAGAGCAUCUGGGAUGUGUUCUCUCAUAAAAAAGGAAAGAUUCACCUAAAUGAUUCUGGAGACUCGUCAUGUGAAGGCUACAACAAAUUUAAGGAUGACAUCACAUUGAUGAAAGAUAUGAAGCUGAACCAUUAUCUUUUUUCCAUCUCCUGGCCAAGGAUUCUGCCCAGUGGCAUUAAGAAUGAAUACAUCAAUGAGAAAGGGAUAGAGCAUUAUGAUAACCUGAUUAAUAUGCUACUAGAGAACAAAAUCACACCAAUUGUGACUCUCUACCACUGGGACUUACCUCAGGUUCUGGAAGAGAAAUAUGGAGGUUGGCAAAAUGCAAGUAUGGCCAACUACUUCAGUGAAUUUGCCAACCUGUGCUUUGAGAGGUUUGGCAACCGAGUGAAAUACUGGAUCACCUUCAACAAUCCUUGGUCUGUUGCAGUGGAGGGUUACGAGACUGGAGAACAUGCUCCUGGUUUGAAGAUGGGGGGUACUGGAGCCUAUAAUGCUGCCCACAACAUCCUUAAGGCUCAUGCUAAGGUCUGGCACACAUACGAUGACCAAUGGCGAAACAAGCAGAAAGGCAUGGUGGGCAUCUCCCUGUCGGCUGACUGGGGAGAACCAGUGGAUGUGACCAAUCAACGUGAUAUAGAAGCCGCUGAAAGAUACGUCCAGUUCUACCUGGGCUGGUUUGCCACACCACUCUUUAAUGGAGACUAUCCUCAAAUAAUGAAAGACUACGUAGCCAGAAAGAGUGCCCAGCAAAGUCUGAGUAGCUCUCGUCUGCCUACGUUCAGCCCUCAUGAGAAAAGUUAUAUGAGAGGCACCUGUGACUUCAUGGGCAUCAGCCACUUCACCACUCGCUACAUCACACAAAAGAAUUUUCCCUCUAACCGCGGAAACAGCUACUUCACUGACCGCGACCUCGCUGAGCUAGUGGACCCACGCUGGCCUGACCCCGGAUCAGAGUGGCUCUACUCUGUGCCAUGGGGCUUCCGCCGUCUGCUGAAUUUUGUGAAGACACAGUAUGGAGACCCCAUGAUAUACGUAACAGGAAAUGGAGUAUCAGAGAGGAUGAUGUGCACAGAUCUCUGUGAUGAGUGGAGAAUGCAGUACUUCAGGGAUUACAUCAAUGAAAUGCUUAAAGCGGUUAAAGAUGGUGUGAAUGUGAAGGGAUACACGGCUUGGUCACUGCUUGACAAAUUUGAAUGGGAUGAGGGCUACUCUGAAAGAUUUGGCAUGUAUUACGUGGAUUUUGGGAGCAAAAAUAAACCCCGCUACCCUAAAGCAUCCGUUCCGUACUACAAACGCAUCAUCAGCUCUAACGGUUUCCCCAACGAAAGAGAGAUUGAAGGCUGGAAAAGAAAAGCACUGGAAACAUGCACCUCAAGUAACCAGCUACUUGCAGCAGCUAGAAGAAAAUCGAAGGAAAAUAAGGAACAUGCAGAUAUGCCAAAGGUUUGGCCAGUGCAUGAUGAAGUUUAGAUCCAUUAAUCAGCCACAUGGAGAUGGUCACAGAGAUUGUCGUCCCCACUGUGUGCACUCUCUGCAUUCUGCUCAGUGCAGUUUUCCUCAUGUUUCUGCUGAGAACACAAAUAUAAAACAAACAUUUACACAUCUAUACCAUUUAUUUACAUUAUAACACAAUUUAUUCAGCUACUUACUAAUAUUGAACAUGAUAUACAGAGAUGUGUUUUCAUGACAUUUCAAAUAAAAUGCUCCUUAAAUGUGCAUCUGUGCAUUUGUUACUUUAAAAGCAAUAAGCACUUUGCUAGCAUAUAAGCAGAAACUAUUGUAAAGAGAAGACACAAAAAAGUUAC
Molecule: messenger RNA, 2785 nt
Organism: Triplophysa dalaica
Lineage: Eukaryota; Metazoa; Chordata; Actinopteri; Cypriniformes; Nemacheilidae
Gene: lctla
Product: lactase-like a
Exons: 17
Coding region: 783-2450 (555 amino acids)
Biological process (GO): carbohydrate metabolic process
Molecular function (GO): beta-glucosidase activity
Source: RefSeq, a predicted model, not a curated record